AUGGCCGAAGUUACGCUUAACAGCCAAUUCUAUUGGGAUAACAUGGUCAUCCAGGUUGAAGACGAGCUCUUUUGUGUCCCCCGAUGCGAAUUCGUACGAUCGUCUGAAGUCUUUGCGGACAUGUUCCUCUUGCCUUCUGGGCCUGCGACGUGCAAUGAAGGUCAGGAUAGAAAACAUCCCAUCGUACUCGAAGGAUAUAAGAAGCACGAAUUUGCGUGCUUGUUGAAAGUAAUGUAUCCCACAGCUGGAUCUCUAAUUUCCGGUACAAAGCUCGACUUGGAUUUGGAGAAGGAGGAGUGGGUGAGCGUGCUGAAGUUGUCCGCCAUCUGGGAUAUGAAAAAGAUCAGGGCGUAUGCUAUUCACAGGUUAUCGACUGAUAUAUUAUUAUCGCCGAUCGAGAAGGUUGUUCUAGCGAGAACGCAUAAAGUCGGUGCAUGGCUGGAGGAAGGACUCUGCAGCUUGGCAAGCAGUGACCACAGGCCAACGCUCGCGGAUCUCGCUACACUCGGAUGGGAAACGGCGGCUCAAAUCCUCUGGAUCAGGGAUAUCUCACAUUCUCCUCUGAACGUCCCGAAUACGCUCCGCAUCCGCAGAGAUGCGAUACAAUGCGGGUUCUGCACGUCGCCGUCGAGUCUGAUCAAUUCCGCCUAUAAUUGCUACGACUGUGGGCAGCCCGUACCCGCAGAGGCAAAACUGACCUACUCUGGUCCUAGUUCGGCCACCACAACCGCUGAGCGUCUGAUCGCGGUCAAGGGGAUACAAUGCGAUAAAUGCGGAAAGGGCCCAUUUAAAUCAUUGAACGUCCACUGCAACUUUUGCUCGCGCACCUCCACUCACGGCAGCAACGUCAGAAUCACGCCGAACAACAAGGACACGAUCGAGGAGAUAUUUGGAGCGGAGAUUAAGGACUACAAGUACGAUAUCAUCGAUGCGUAG
Messenger RNA from Cyclocybe aegerita, 936 nucleotides. The record is from the annotation of a GenBank genome assembly. Lineage: Eukaryota; Fungi; Basidiomycota; Agaricomycetes; Agaricales; Hemipholiotaceae.